UUGGCAGUGCUGCUCCUUUUCAUACCAAAGAAUCUGCCAACAGAAAGUCCUUAGCAAAGGGACAACCAUCUAUGGGUUGCCUUAAUCCUUUGGAUUCAACUGCCCCAAAAGUGAAAAGAGGAAAAGAGAGAGAGAUUGCAAAACUGAAACGCCCUACAGCACUAAAAAAGAUCAUUUUGAAAGAGAGAGAAGAGAAGAAGGGCCGUUUAUCAGCUGACCAUAGCCUUUUGGGAUCUGAUGAACAGAAAGAGGUGCAUAUAAACUUGGGUACUGAUCAGUCUCAGGAGCUGGCCUCUCAAGAAGAAACUGGACUAAGUAUGCCUAGUGAUACUUCACUUUCGCCAGCAAGUCAGAAUUCUCCAUACUGCAUGACCCCAGUGUCACAAGGUUCACCCGCUAGUUCUGGAAUAGGCAGUCCGAUGGCGUCUUCUGCAAUAACCAAAAUUCACAGCAAGAGAUUCAGAGAAUAUUGUAACCAAGUUCUAAGUAAAGAAAUAGAUGAGUGCGUGACUCUCUUAUUGCAAGAGCUUGUCAGCUUCCAGGAACGGAUUUAUCAAAAGGAUCCCAUGAGAGCUAAAGCAAGGAGAAGACUUGUUAUGGGACUGCGUGAGGUUACUAAGCAUAUGAAACUGAACAAGAUCAAGUGUGUAAUCAUAUCUCCCAACUGUGAAAAAAUCCAGUCAAAAGGUGGACUAGAUGAAGCUCUGUAUAAUGUAAUAGCCAUGGCACGGGAACAAGAAAUUCCUUUUGUCUUUGCUCUUGGCCGUAAAGCUCUGGGCCGUUGUGUGAACAAGCUGGUUCCUGUUAGUGUAGUGGGCAUCUUCAACUACUCGGGUGCUGAGGACCUAUUUAAUAAGCUGGUGUCACUGACUGAAGAGGCCAGAAAAGCCUACAGAGAUAUGGUUGCUGCAAUGGAACAGGAACAAGCAGAAGAAGCCUUGAAGAAUGUCAAGAAGGCACCCCAUCAUAUGGGUCAUUCUCGGAACCCCUCUGCAGCGAGUGCUAUCUCGUUCUGUAGUGUUAUUUCUGAACCCAUAUCUGAAGUGAAUGAGAAGGAAUAUGAAACAAACUGGAGAAAUAUGGUGGAAACAUCUGAUGGGCUAGAAACAUCUGAAAAUGAGAGAGAAUCCUCAUAUAAGACUGUGGGACCAGAAAAAGCUGGUAAUGGUCAAAUUGAAAAAGCCACUCUUCAUAAACAACCACUUCUGGCUACAACUGGCACUACCUCAGCAACAAAUCAUGGAAAAUCCACACCAGGUGACAAAGAUGAGGCAAAACCAGAUGACAAUCUGGAAUGGGCCUCACAGCAGAGUACAGAAACAGGAUCACUGGAUGGCAGCUGCCGAGACCUUUUGAAUUCCUCCAUGACCAGUACCACCAGCACUCUUGUACCAGGAAUGCUAGAAGAGGAAGAGGAGGAGGAGGAGGAGGAGGAUGAAGAUUAUGCCCACGAACCAAUUUCUGUAGAGGUUCAGCUUAAUAGCAGAAUUGAAUCUUGGGUUUCAGAGACCCAGAGAACUAUGGAGACUCUUCAGCUUGGGAAGACCCUUAGUGGUGCCGAAGAAGACAAUGCAGAGCAAAGCGAAGAGGAAGAAAUAGAGACUUCUGAGCAGGCUGAUCCAGCCACUGAUGGAGAGGAAUGGACAAACGAUAAGCAUACAAUUAACACUCAACACAAACCCACCAUCUGCAGUUCUUUGAAUAAAGAACACGCGGAUUCCAUCUACAUGCCGUAAAAAUAAGCAGGAACUCAGGAACUUUUUAGAA
Molecule: messenger RNA, 1767 nt
Organism: Apaloderma vittatum (bar-tailed trogon)
Lineage: Eukaryota; Metazoa; Chordata; Aves; Trogoniformes; Trogonidae
Gene: SECISBP2L
Product: SECIS binding protein 2-like
Exons: 7
Biological process (GO): selenocysteine incorporation
Cellular component (GO): ribonucleoprotein complex
Molecular function (GO): mRNA 3'-UTR binding; selenocysteine insertion sequence binding; ribonucleoprotein complex binding
Source: RefSeq, a predicted model, not a curated record